This is a messenger RNA of Rhizophagus irregularis DAOM 181602=DAOM 197198, 1638 nucleotides long. RefSeq lists its product as uncharacterized. Lineage: Eukaryota; Fungi; Glomeromycota; Glomeromycetes; Glomerales; Glomeraceae. Gene Ontology annotation, cellular component: nucleus. Gene Ontology annotation, molecular function: DNA-binding transcription factor activity, RNA polymerase II-specific; zinc ion binding. The record is from RefSeq and is a predicted model, not a curated record. Gene Ontology annotation, biological process: regulation of DNA-templated transcription.
AUUAAUAUAUAAUCAGUUAAAACCACUUUUCAUAUUAUAAAAAAAUCUAUAUAAAUAGGGCUUUAAAACAUCCCUCCCCUUUUUUAUUUUUUUUUUUUAAUAACCAGAAAAUGUUUUAUCAGCAACAACAAUUUUUAUCUCCUGAACAAUUUCAACAAGAGGAGCAACAACGUAGAGAAUUGGAACAACUUCUUAAACAACAUCUUUUCCAUCAAUCACUUUUAUUAUCUACUCCUCCUCCUUCCCCAAUGUCAGCAACUUUAGGUCAUCCUAAUCGUUCAUGUGCAAGUUGUAAAAAGAGAAAGGUUAAAUGCGAUAGAAAAACUCCUUCUUGCACAGCUUGUCAAAAGUCAAAACAUAGAUGUCAAUAUACUAGUUAUUCCCCUCCUGUAUUUAACGAAGAACCUCAACAACAUAAUGAAGAUGAAGAAAUUAAAGCUAUAAAACAAAAAAUUGAAGAAUUAGAUAAUGCUGCUAGAUUAAGAUGGGAACAUUUCCAAAAAAUGAUGUCCGCUUGUCAACCUACUAUUCCUUCCAAGGAUGAAUUCGCAAAUCCUUCAGCUUCUUAUUUUGUUGAUGAUGAAGAUCCUAUUUAUAAUUUGAAUCUUAAUAAUCCUGUUAUUCCUACUUCUACUGGAUCACAAUAUUUACAACAAGGUUCUCCUCAAUCAUUACAUUUAUCUCCACAAAAUCAACUUCAAGUUCCUGCACAACAACAACCUUCAGUUUCUUAUAUAUUGCCAUCACCACAAUAUCAACGUCCUCCAAAUUCUGCUGCUACUUCACCUUUCGUUCAAACUCAAAAUAUUGUUAUUCCUUCAACAAAUUAUUCUCCUUAUAUGAGUGGAACUAUCGUUUUAAAUUAUAAUUUAAAUGCCAUGAGACCUUUCUUAGGUAGAACUAUUGCCCCACUCCUUCAAUCUAUGACAGGUGGUCAAGGUCCACAAGUUCCAACUACAGGUUUUAAUGAUGUUGGUCAAUUACAAAAUUGGUUAAGAGAAAAAUUCUUAAGUCAAGAUUGGACGGAAGAAAUGGAAUCUUUUAGUGUUAUUGAUCCAGAAGAAAGAUUUGAAUUAAGACCUAUAUUUGAAGAACCAAAUCAACAACAUUUUUCCGUAAGACAAAAAUUCGAAGUCGUACUUCAUCGUGUUGAAUUCGCUUCCUCACCUUCAAGUGUACAUGGUGGUGAUUUCCAAAACUUUGAUUAUGAUGAUAAACAUAGUAUGGAAAUGGAAAAUCUUACAAAUUAUAGUGACGCUGGAAGUAAUCGAAGCAGUAUUGCAGAUUUUGAUCCAACAGAUAUUUUCUUAAAUAAAAUCUAUGCUUUUGUAAGAAGAUUUAUAAGGAAUCUUCCUUGGUUAAGAGAAAAUUUCUUGGCAAACUGGAGAAGAUCACCUAUGGACACAUUUAAUGACGGUGUCUUUUCAGAUGGAGUCUUUUCAGAUGUAGUCGUUGAAGUACGAAAAAUUUCUUCAUAUUCACCUUACCAAGAUUUAAAACUCGUUCAGAACAAUGAAGAAUUAAUUAAAGGGCGUUUAUUCUUCUAAAAGAAUUUUUCUUUACUGCGGUAACUGCGGGAAUUAGUUAUUUUUUUCACGCAUAUAUAUAAAAAAAAAAAAAAUUUUUAAUAUAAUGUAU